Messenger RNA from Neltuma alba, 1519 nucleotides. RefSeq names its product polyadenylate-binding protein 2. The record is from RefSeq and is a predicted model, not a curated record. Bases 767 to 1159 code for a protein of 130 amino acids. Gene Ontology annotation, molecular function: poly(A) binding. NCBI's taxonomy places the organism in Eukaryota, Viridiplantae, Streptophyta, Magnoliopsida, Fabales, Fabaceae. The transcript is spliced from 4 exons.
UUUCUUUCCCUCUUCCUUCUCUAACACUUCAUUCUUGAGUCUUAAAAAACUGCCAUUGGACCGUUUCUACAAGAACUUCAAUUGUCAAUACUUCAUAUUCAAGCUUGCAGUUAUUCUUUUCUUGUUUAAAAAAAUACCGAUGAAGCAUUUGUUUUUUAAAUAUUCAUGUUGUUUAUGUUUGAACCACAGCUUCCUUUACAGUUAUGGUAGUUCAUAGGCUUGUAGAAUUUAGUGCUGCUGUAAAUUUUCUUUUGGAAAAGAUCAGUAUAAGGCAUACAAUGGUUUCUCUGAAGAUUGAAAGGGGGGGCUGCAUGCUGGGUUUUGUCAUGUAUUCGGAAUAUAUUUGUCUAGUGGGUUUGGGAUGUCUGGUUAGUAAAUAGAAUUAUUCCUGUGCUAUGACUGAAGACCAUGAAAAAUGUGAGCAUUUGUUGCUUGAAAAUAAAUACUAAUAUCCCAUGCAAUGAUUUAGAGUACUAGUUUGAUGGCUUGACAUCCAUUGAGUUAAAAAUCCAAGUCUAUUUUGUAUUUUUUCCCCGUGCAUGAGCUAUGAUUUAACUUACGGAGAAUGAAAUGAGAAGUUGAGAUGGGAAAAAGUGUGUGUGUGUGUGUGUGUGUGUGUUUUAUUGGAUCUCUUUUACAAUAUUCUCAACAAAUACUGCUUUCGUGCACAAGUAAUUAUGAGCUUCAUAGUCUGCUUAUAGGGGGGACGGACAUAACUGUUCAUGACCUGCAUUUACAGUUGUAACCGAAGGAGUGGUAUGAUAAAAUGGUUUUAAGAGGAACAGGAAUUGUUGAUUAUGCAUGCACACCAGAAGAAGUGCAGCAGCACUUCCAGUCAUGUGGGACAGUGAAUAGGGUGACUAUCCUUACAGACAAGUUUGGUCAUCCAAAAGGUUUUGCUUAUGUGGAAUUCCUUGAACCUGAAGCUGUUCAAGAGGCUCUUGUCUUGAAUGAAUCUGAAUUGCAUGGUCGUCAAUUGAAGGUCAUGCCAAAAAGGACCAAUGUCCCUGGAAUGAAACAGUAUCGCCCUAGGCGUUUUAAUCCUUACAUGGGGUAUCGCUUCAGGAGGCCUUUCCCUCCUCCUUACUUUUACUCGCCUUAUGGAUACGGGAAGGUUCCCAGGUUCAGAAGGCCAAGUCGAUACAUGCCAUAUUAUUAGAAGACAGGAUGCAAUGUGCUAGAGAUAUGAUGAUAAUUGCUUCCCAGAACAUUUUUCCUUUUUAUAUUUUCUAUAUUACUUUUGGUAUUUGGUCUGUGGAACCUUUUAGUGCUUAGUGAUGCUAAUUCACUUCAUCUGCAUCUGCAUGCCGUGGGACUUGAGAUUUUCUUCUUGGUUAUCACUGGGCUAGGUGCUAUUGUUGUAAGUUUUUUUUUUUUUUGGGACUCAGCUACUGUUGUAGGUUGACUCCUUAGAAUUUGACUCUAAAUAGUUCAGACUCAAGUUUCCAUUGAAUGUAUCAUUGUGUACCUUUAUAAUAAGUUCACAUCUCACGCGAGUGCGGCCCAAGUCGCUUUACUA